Messenger RNA from Austrofundulus limnaeus, 1919 nucleotides. RefSeq names its product serum response factor. The record is from RefSeq and is a predicted model, not a curated record. Lineage: Eukaryota; Metazoa; Chordata; Actinopteri; Cyprinodontiformes; Rivulidae. Gene Ontology annotation, molecular function: DNA binding; protein dimerization activity.
GUGCGGUCCCCCAGGUGUUCCUCACGGGCCCCCCAGGAACCGUGCAGAUCCCCGUCUCGGCAGUGCAGCUACACCCAAUGGUGAUUGGCCAGCAGUCGAGCGGCAGCAGCAGUAACCUGACGGAGCUGCAGGUGGUCAACCUGGACCAGAGCUCGAAGGGCGACUGACAGGCGGCGGCGGCGGGAGCUGCUGAACACGGCACACCCAGGGAKACACACACAAAUACACACAUCUCUAUUUAUUGUGAUGCCUUCCUACAAAAACAAACRAUCACUUUUCUGAAUGUGAUUUUUACACACAUAAAGAAACAAUCAAGGGCCUAUGUGUGGCAGAUUAUACAGUAUGAAGUAUGUUUUUUGGUAUAUAAAUAUAUAUAUAUUCGCAUAGGAGAUAUAUCACUAUCCUUGGAGCCUAUUUUCUAUGCUGUUAGAUGGUGUUAUUUUUGUGUGAGCGUGUAUUUUUCUCUUUAUUUUUUUAAUAUAACUACACAAACGCUGCAAGGUGCCACAGCUUCACACCAGCCAAAGAGACAUUUGUUUGUCUGAAUGUUCCAGUGUGAAAAAUGUGCACGAAAGCACGUGUCUGUGUGUACACAUAUCUUCCUUUGUGUUUUUGUAAACGGGCAGGGACAAUCUUACUGACCUACAGAGGAAAACAUAAGAGACGUUUGGAAAAUUGUAAAUAAAUUUUUUGAAGAGGAAAAAAAAUGUAUUUUUUAGUGCGGUUCAAUUUGUGCGUUGGCAUGUAGUGUUUUUUUUUUUUUUACCUUUUUUUUAAAAUGUACAUGGAAAUUGAUUUGCAUAAAACUUGUUUCUGUAAAUUAAUUUAAUACACAUCYUUUUGUUCACGCUGUCUGGGAGUUUUUCACUACAAGAUGGAGACAGAAAACAGAAUGUUUUCUUUGUUUUUUUGUUUUGUUUUUGUGUUUUUGUUGAAAGAAAUCAUGUAAAAACAUCAUGUAGCUGGAUGAUUUCAAGUCUGACAUGCUGUCGCGUUUCUGUUCAUGAGCUCUGGAUUCAGUUUUGCCCGUGCUCUUAUCUGGCACUUUAAAGCAAAAAUGACUAUCCCGUAAGUUAGCUUAAAAUCAUGAAAUGCUAUCUGAUCAGCCUGGGGUCGCAUUUCAUCUUGCGUCCAACUCCCGGGAGGACUACAGUCCCGUGAAACGUAUUAGAAAACUCCUUUUAAUGUGAAUCAGUUUUCAUAAAGCAUGAAUUUAUUGAGCUGUAAGCGCUUUUAGGCAAAAGUUACCCUGAUCUGUUUUUUGAUAUUAAACAUUUUUCUUUAAUUUAGCUAAACUAGCGAAACAUGUUAGCCCUACAACUCCUACUUUGUGUUUAACCUGAAGCAAAAGUCAUCAUUUUCUGUGCUGCAGYUAAAUUUUGUCCCUAAUAAAGCACUCUUAUUUAAAUCUGCAGAACUUAAUUGGGUUCUUAAUAAAUGUGACGUAAGCGCGGUGAAAUGUUAACAUUAGGACCUCGACUGCAAUCAAAUAAUGAGUAAUUACACCAAGAGCCUCUCCUCUGCACCYUAGUGCCUCUUAUCUGAUUCCUAAAGCAGUUUGACGACAGAAAUGUAGUUUUUAUUUUUUCCACAGCAGCUCYUCACAUCAUCCUCUGCUGCACCCAGAGUUGAGACACUCUCCUGGACUCAGAAUUAUCUGGAUGAUUGAGCGUUUUAACCUCCUCAUUGCUUGCCGCUCUGCAUCUGAUCUGCUUCUGUAAAGACAUUUUACUGAAAAACGUAAAAAAAAAAAUUUAAAAAGUUACGGACAUUCAGUGCUAUUUUUCUGGUUAUUAAAAAUGUUUAGAAAGAUCGAACAGAUUUUGUGGUUUUACCCCAUCGUUGAAAGAAAUGGUUAUUUUGUGUAUUUUUGUUUUAUUGUACAGACGUUUUGUAAUAAAAUGAUGAAAUCUGCUGGA